Molecule: messenger RNA, 2862 nt
Organism: Conger conger (European conger)
Lineage: Eukaryota; Metazoa; Chordata; Actinopteri; Anguilliformes; Congridae
Exons: 2
Coding region: 1079-2551 (490 amino acids)
Source: RefSeq, a predicted model, not a curated record
CAUGACUUUAAUGUUACUUCUGUGUGUCAGCAUGAAAGGAGCCAGAGAUGAUACGAAAACAUAAACUGCCCUGCAUUAUGAACCUUCAAGUUCUGGAUUAGUCUAAAGUCCUGCAGUGUCGCAACUGCUUCUCAUAGCUGUAGCUCUAGCAGACAGGAAGUCCCAUGUAUAUAUUUAUGGGAAACUCCAGCCUCGUUCAUUCCAUUGUACCAGAACCACAAGAAAAGAGAGGGUAUUGUGACAAGUACCGAUGUGCCUUUUUACCAGCUAGAGAUUGCUAUGGCACCACCGCAGCUUGGUAAGUAACUCCUGGAUCAUUUUCAUAGAACAAGGCUUAGUUGUGGAGCGGUAGCCUGUUAGACAAAAGUCCUCUUUAAUAAAGAACAGUGAUGUUGCAGACUUACUGUAACAGGUGCAUAUCUAUUCGUACAUUAACUCCCAAUCCAGGUCAAUGUCUACAGAAAGUUUUACAAGAUUUAUUUGUAUUAACAGAGGCACGUGCCUCUGUCAAAUAAUAUCCAAACCACAUUUGCAUGCAAAUAGAUAAGAGUAUCUGUCCAUUGACUUGAUGCAGGAUAGAAAUAAAUUGUAUGUAAGUAAGGUUUUGCUCACCCAGUGAUCUGUUUUGUGCUGAAAAGUUGAAAACCUGAAAACAUUUGGCAGAAAAGUAAAGAUUUUCUUGGUAAAACAGGUAAAACCUGUGGCAUAUUGUGGUUGACCUAGGUCGUUUAUGUCAAAACGUCUCUCAACAAAGAUUUACAGUCCUUUAGACGUCGAGAUACCGGCUUUGCUCAUUUAGCAGUAAGUUCUAUUCCCAUAACCAUUCACUUCUGAGAUACGUCUGAAUGGCAGACAAAUCAGGCGACUUCUGGAAAGCUAACAACGUGAGUUCAAGAAUAGGGCGUGGUAGCCAAACUAGUUCUGCCAGAUAUUUUUUGCUCUUGUAAAGAUACUAUUUGUAAACAAACAUGAUUUCCUCAACUGAUCACAAGUUCAUUUGAAUGAGAGGGAGAGAGAGAGACAGAGAGAGAGAGAGAGAGAGCGAGAGAGAGAGAGGGAGAGACCUGCAGGUGUGUGCAUGCUUCAGUGUAUCUAUUCUGACUCUCCCCCCCUCUCUUUCUCUCUCACUCUCUCAGAACUCGGAACAGCAGUGGGUGUGGUUCUGAGGGCAGUUGUUGGUGGGUAUGCACUAGGCCUUGCAACAGAGACAGCCACAGAAGUGGAGAAGAUUGCACUGACAACAGAGGGCCCCCUGGUGGUCACGGCAGUGAGAGUAGCAGGAGUGGUGGGGCCAUACGGUGCGGGGGCAAUGCUGUGUUGCACAGGGCUGGCACUGGUCUUCCUCUCUGCUGCCACUGGACUAGCACUGGGCGCUAGAGUCACAGUGUUGACGGCCAAGGCUGGAUGGAACCCUCACGUCGCGCUGGUCUUGGUCGGGGUGGUGACAGCUCUGGGGGCCGUAGCUGGAGGGGCAGGCCUUGGAGCAGCAGUGGGAGUAGUCACAGGGGAGGUGCUCAGCAAAAUUCUGUGCCUGGUGCUCUUUGCCACUGAAAUAGCCAUCCUCAUUGCACUGACAGUGAAGUGGGAGGCAAAGAAUAGGCUGAAACAAAUGAAGAUGUUUCUGGCAAAAGUCUUCAUCACCAUGUUUAUGGGAGUGGUACUGGGACUCGUGUCAGCGGAUCUGUUAACAGAAGAGCGAGGAGACGUUCUGGCACCAGUCCUGGGGUUGGUUGUAGUCGGAGUGAUCCUAGUCCCGGUCGCAAUUCGACUGGGAACUGUCACUGAGCGGGCUUUGGGGGAAAUCCCAGGUCACAGGCAACAUGCUGGCACAUUUCUAGGCAGGCUGUUUGGCAAAAUUGUGGCCCUCUCCGGAUACCUGCUCGGGGCAGGAGCAGGCAAGGGCUGGCAAACAGCAGGAGUGCAGCCCCUCAUGGUGACCCUCCUGCAUUCCCUGGCGCCAGUCGCACUGCAUUUGGCGGGAGUUGUGGGAGCCGCUCUGGGAACGGUGACGUUGGGGCUGGCAGAGGGAGCCAAGGCCGAGGGCGUGUCGGUUUGGGUGUGCUCAGCCGUGUGGGUGCUGCUGAAGGCCCUACAGGCAGUAGCAGGUCAGUGGUCCACAGGCAUCAUGGCUGGUGCCUUGCUGGGAGCCUCCGGAGCGGCAGGACUGUCCCUUGGUGCAGUGGGUGUCGCAACGGGAGCGCAGUUCGGAUCCAAAGGCAUGGCGCUGGCAGUACUGGGGGCAGCAGGUGGCGCUGUGCUAGGGUCACCACAUAAAACAAUGAGGACAGUGGGAGUGACAGUGGCGGCAGCAUCCGCACCUCGACUCGCAGGAACAAAGGAAGUGGUCAUGAUCUACUGUGAAGCAGCGGGCAAGGCGAGGUCCGUUGUGGGGACACAAGAUGGUGCCGUCAUCGGGUCGGUGGCACUGGGGUCUGCCGCACUGGGGUCAGCCAUUCUGGGAGGUAUCGGGCUCUGGACAACUACGUUCGGGACAGCAGAGCAAUUCACAGUUCUGGUGGUUUCCGGAGUCAUUCUCAUAAUGGACCUCUGAGGACCUCCUCUUUGAUCUUAUGUUCUCCUUUGUCCAGACUUUUCAGCGCACCUGAAGUUUCUCCUCCUGAUUUACACCUCAUUUUAUUUUACAGGACUGUUUUACUCUGAACUGCUGUUCAGUGUACAGUACCAUAGAUCUAUGAAGUAGAACACAGACCUUUGAUUACAGUUUGGUUGUAAUUACUGCUAAUUUAUUUACUUAUUAAUUUUAUGAUCUUUCUUCAUUUGUGUGGUUUGUCUGAGGCACAAUUAAUUUUUUUCUUGUUUGCUUCUCUUUCUGAGAUGGGGGUGGCUGGUACAAAAUAAAAA